AUGCAUGAAAAAAAGAAAAAGUUCAAAUUUCCUACGAAAUGGCUUUUGCCAAUGACUAAACGCGAUAAAAAAUCAAUAAAGGAAGAUGGUAAAAUAGUAGUGCAACCAGUAUUUGUUAGUGUUAAUCAAAAUACCGAUGUUCGAACAAAAACACCAUCUCUACCGUUCUUUGCUCCUCUGUCACCGUCACCACAGCGAUCAAGGCCUCGUCUAACUAAACGUAAGAACGAUGUCUUACCAACGGACGCCCCGUCUAAUAUUCGUAGAGCAGUUGAAUCUUCAAUAGAUAUGUCACAAAAAUAUAAGUUUAAUACGCUUGUUACACCAAAACGUACCGAGCCAACGAUACGGAAACUAUUUUAUUCGGAUGAUGAUUUGUCAUUAGAUGCAUUAAAAUGUGAUACUAUACUGAAGAUAUUAGAGCCAUCUGUGAUAAAGACUUACCCAGAGCAGGACAAGUAUAUUUACCGAAGUAAUCAAAACACUGUCUUGAAUAAAAGCAACGAUAUGAAUAUAUCAAAUUUAUCAAAUGAAUGUAUCAUUGAUUAUCCACAUGAAAUCAAUAAAGCUCCUCAAUUUGAAUAUUUCAACGAACGCUUCAAUGACCUAACAUUUUCUAUGUUUCAAAUGAACUGCUCAUCAUCUAGUUUAGUGAAUAAUAGUGAUGGCAGUCCACCCACAUUAUCGCAAACAUCUUCUACAAGCGAUCAAAACAUGGUCUUGCUUGAUAGUGAGUUAAACGAAUGUUUCAACAAGUUGUUAAAAAAUACAAUCGAACGACCAACAACAACGAGAUCAGUUUCACGCGAAACAUUGUCAACGACAGAUGGUCUUUCUCUGGUUUCAUAUGAACAACCAACAACUGUGAGUAAUAACGAUAUUCAUGAUUCUGGAAAUGGUUCGUCACCUAUUUCAGAUGAAACAGAAAAUAAUAAUCCUAGUCGACAUACCACUCCUCUAUAUUGUACAAAUUCUCGUGCUCGAAGUGUCGACAGUCUUCUUCGUACGACAGAAAACGAUAAGACUAGACGUUAUAUACCAAAUACAAUAAAAAAAAAUACAAAUCAAAUGUUCGCAAAACAAAAGAGUACAAAAUCGAAUAAUAACAUAGUAUUUCAAUCGCGUUCUGUUCAACAACAGAAAGAAAAACAGCUGUGUACUAGUACAUUUAAUUUAGAAAAAUCAGGUCUCAAACGUGUUUCAGCUACUCUCUAUAAAUUCUCACCAAUUGAAAAUAAAAAUGACGAUCGUUUCUUGUGUGAGCAAUCAGUCGAUUCAUUUUCACAAUACCAGACAUCGAUGCAACAACUAUUUGUCGAAGAAUUACCACAAUCAAAAAAUCAAUAUCAAAAUGUAGUAGUCACAUCAACGACAAAUGUUCGUUCACUACCAAAACAACAUCGUCUGUUAUCAACUAUUAAACAGCAUGUAAAAAAAUGUUUUUCUGACAAACCUUCUGCAGAAUCGUUGAAGAAUUUGAAACGUCAAAAUGAUAAAAAACAAUCUACAGCACCGCCAGCAAAUUUAAUUACAAUGCAAGAGUUUUCGGGCAAACUGGAUGCUAGUAUAUGUAACACGGUUUAUAGAGGCUUUGAACGUGAAACACUUCAUACAGAUGAUGAAAUUGAUAAUUAA
Messenger RNA from Didymodactylos carnosus, 1635 nucleotides. Lineage: Eukaryota; Metazoa; Rotifera; Eurotatoria; Philodinida; Philodinidae. The record is from the annotation of a GenBank genome assembly.